UGGUCGCAGGCGGAUGGCGGAAAGUUGGGGAUCAUUCCCCCGCCUUCGGGAGCAGCAGGACCGCGGGAGCCCCAACUCCAGCCCGCGGUCGGGCCGCGGGAAAGCGGCGGCGAGUGGCCACCGCCGGCACCUGGGCCACGGCCACCGUCUGAGGAAAGUCACGCUGACCAAGCCCACCUUCUGCCAGCAUUGCACCGACUUCAUCUGGGGGCUCGGCGGCUUCCAGUGCGACCUUUGUAACUUCAUGUGCCACGAGAAAUGCCUAAGAAAUGUGAAGACGCUUUGUUCAUGUUUGGCACCGAACCUGGUAAAGAUUCCUGUGGCACACUGUCUUGGAGUUCCUGCACAAUACAAGAAGAAAUUUUGCGCUGUAUGUAGAAGGCAAUUGGAAGAGAGUCCUGCAACACGAUGUGAAGUGUGUGAGCUACACGUCCAUGUUGACUGUGGUCCUUUUGCCUGCAGUGACUGUAGGCGCUGCCAUCAAGACGGGCAUUAUGAUCGGGAGUCUUAUCACCAUCACUGGAGGGAAGGAAAUCUCUCCUCCAGCGCACGCUGUGAUGUCUGUAAGAAGUCAUGUGGCUCAUCAGAAGUGUUAUCAGGAAUUAGAUGUGAAUGGUGUGGGACAACAGUUCAUGCUGACUGCUACAGUAGCCUCACACCAGAAUGUAAUUUUGGAAGGUUGCAGAACAUGAUAUUGCCUCCAAAUUGUGUGCGUGUAUGUGCACGCAACUUCAGCAAGUUCCACUGUUUUCGGAUAUCAGAAACUGCACAAAUGGAACAAGUUGUCAACGAUGGUAAUGAUGAUCAUGCCGAUACUGGGAAUCAUGCAUCAUAUAAAGAUACGCAAUCUGCUGCCACAACUGAUUCAGGCAAACAGACCUUAAAAAUAUUUGAUGGAAACGACACAGUGAAACGCAAUCAAUUUCGACUAAUUACUGUUCCUCGAAUUUCAAAAAUAGAAGAAGCAGUGGAAGCUGCACUGAGAGCAUACUACAUCCCAGAUGAUCCUCAGGAAUAUGAACUCCAAACAUUUACCCAAGACACUGUCUGCAGUGACGAUAUUAUCAACCGCAAUGGAGGCAGCAUGGAAAGCAGGAACCUGUCAGUAUUCCGAGAUACAAUUCCUGAGGCGUGGGUAUUACGCGCAAAGCCAAGAGAUUAUGAAAUAGUCAAAAUUUAUCCUGGAUGGUUAAAGUUUGGAGUGGCUUAUAUCUCCAUUCCUAUAAAUAUCGAGACUACAGUCAAAGCAGUUAUCCAGGAAGUCCUUGUACAACUGGGCAGACAGGAUGAAAAUAUUGAAGAUUUUGAACUAGCUGAGGUACUCAUGGGCUGUAAGCAGGUGCAGUGUGUGCUGCUAUCUCAGCUUGAACUGAUGCUUGGCAGACUUCAAGAUAUUAGAAAGACCUCAGUCCGACAAAUGAACCAGACACGGUUUUAUAUCAAAAAGAAACAGAACUCAGUGGAACAGGUGAAUCUGCUACUCAUGGGUCUUCCUCCACAGCUCUCUCAGGGCGAGUACCUCUCACUUCUUAAAAGUCACCUGGAGAUCAAAGGGGAUCUGGUAUCCUUUAGUUAUGUUUACAUAGACCAAGGUGCUGUUGUGCUGGAAAUCACAUGCUUUGCUGAAGCGGAGAGGAUUUAUACACUAGUUAAAGAUACUACUGUCAAUGGCAAACAACUUGCAACAGUUAUAAUCCCAGUCAUUGAGGUCACACAGCUACCGCAGGACUCCUACCCUCUCCUUCUGUUUGUGAACCCAAAGAGUGGGGCCCUUAAAGGGCGAGAACUUCUGUACAGCUUCCGGAAGCUUCUGAACCCUCAUCAGGUCUUUGAUCUUUCUAAUGGAGGGCCUCUAUCUGGACUGCACACAUUCCGGGAGGUGCCAUUUUUCCGAAUACUGGUUUGCGGAGGAGAUGGAACAGUUGGUUGGGUUCUGGGCGUGCUGGAAGAGAUUCGAUACAAACUGAAUUGUCGAGAGCCUCCAGUUGCUGUGUUACCUUUAGGAACAGGCAAUGAUCUAGCAAGGGUGUUACGCUGGGGACCUGGUUACAGUGGUGAAGACCCCUUCUCCAUUCUGGUUGCAGUUGAUGAAGCAGAAGAGGUCCUUAUGGAUCGUUGGACAAUCCUUCUUGAUGCCCAAGAAGUUAUUGAUGGCACAGAAAAUGGUGUCCCUGAGCUGGAGCCUCCAAAGAUUGUACAAAUGAACAAUUAUUGUGGAAUUGGAAUUGAUGCUGAGCUGAGCCUCGACUUCCAUCAAGCAAGGGAAGAGGAUCCUGACAAGUUCAACAGCAGGUUUCAUAACAAAGGAGUUUAUGUAAAAGUUGGGUUGCAGAAGAUUAGCGCCACACGUAGUCUGCACAAGGAUUUAAAGCUUCAAGUGGAUGAUCGUGAAGUGGAACUUCCAAAUAUUGAAGGCCUCAUUUUUUUGAACAUUCCCAGCUGGGGAUCUGGAGCAGAUCUGUGGGGGUCUGACAGUGAUGGUCGUUUUGAAAAACCCCGGAUUGAUGAUGGAAUGCUGGAAGUAGUUGGGGUCACUGGCGUGGUUCACAUGGGGCAGGUGCAGAGUGGGUUACGCUCUGGGAUCCGUAUUGCACAGGGGACGUAUUUCCAUGUCACGCUGCUAAAGUCAAUUCCUGUGCAAGUGGAUGGAGAACCUUGGAUCCAGUCACCAGGGCACGUCAUCAUAUCUGCUGCUGGCCCAAAGGUUCACAUGUUGAAAAAAUGUAAACAGAAACAGAAGAAGCAAACUGGUAGUUUCAAAGAUGCAAGAGCUGAGAGUUUGACCUCCUCAGAAAUGGGCAACUGAGAAGUGAUGUGGCAGCAACAGUUUGGAAAAGACUUGCAGUAUGACCACAUAAUCAAAAGAUUAUAUGCUGAAUCAUUUUAGAUCACUGCAGUUCGCAUUUUAAUAUUUUUGACAUUUAUUUGCACAUUUUCACUGGAAAGUUUCCUGUUAUAGUGAAGUAUCUGAUAUCCCAACACGGUGGCCUCAUAAGCAGGUGCUAAGUUAACAAUUAAGUGAUUUAGCCAAAAUAUUCUUCCUCUAGUAAACUGAACAGUGGAAUUAUUAUCAAAAUAAUGGCUGAUAAAUGGAGAUAUAUCUUUUACUCAUGUAUAGGAAAUGCCUCAAUGUUUCCCAUUAUAAGGGCCUGAUCUGGACUGAAGUGGACUUGAACUGAGUGACUUUUCUCAGUUCUGAGCUUUACUGCCUGCUCUACUUGUGCCAUUCAGCUCAUGACAUACAAAGCAAACCACGUAAAAGUGGCUAAGGGAACAUUUGUAUUCCAGGUUGUUACUGCUCGUCUCUUACUUUGAAACAUUCACAAAUCAGUCCAGAGACUGUCCUAAUUUAGACCCAGACAUAAUCCCAUGAAAAGAUUUAAAUUCCUACAAUUAUAUACAUCUGACAUCUUUCAGUAGAAAGACAUUCCAAGUUGUUUACUUCUGAUUUUUUUCGUGGAGUGAGCAGAUAUAUUUGAACUUAACACUGUAUAGCUCAGUGUGUUAUGAAAUAAAUAUUUUGAAAGAGAAAAUAAUUUUGUGCAAGAAUAAUGAUAAUGUUUGUGGGCAGUGGAACAUUCAGGGAUAUAUCAUAUUCACAUGUAGAAGCAAUGACAAUCUAUCUAGCAGGUCCACACUAUUGUGAUAGAAUAUGAUUUGAUAUUAAUGUAAUCCUUUAAAAAAGGUAAUUUAACACACACACUAUUCAUAUUUUAUAAAAUCAAUGGGAUAAUCAAUAAAACGGUGAAUUAUCCUGAGUGUACACUUUGAUGAAAGUGUGUAACCAACUCUGCCCCCACCUGCAUAAGAAUUUCAGAUUCAUUCCAAUUUAAUGCAACCAUACAUUUUCUCCAGUGUUGCAUGUAGACAUUCUUUUAGGGACUUUGCCAAUGAAAUUAUUACCUAGCUAAAUCCAACAUUAGUGAACAAAAGGCAACUUUUGCUGCUGAUAAUAUUGUGCCUAGAAUAUUAGCAAGAAUAUACAGAUAUAUGUGUGUGUGUGUAUAUAUAUAUAUAUAUCGUGUAAGCUGCAUUGUAUAUUCAUGAAUCAGAAUCAGUGCCACUGGCAGCAGCCAAAAUGAUGUUUUUGAAAAGCUAAUGUUUGGAUCUUGGUUAUUUGUAAACAGGAAGCUAGUAAAGGGAAACACAAUGAUAUAGUAUCACGGGUUCUACAUUUCUGGUUGUAUCAAUGCAUACCAUCCAAAAACAUAAGAGCCAUUUUCGGAGAUUUGGGAAUUAAUCGGCUGGGUUUUGUACCACAAAUAUCGCCGCUGUCACAAUUAACACUCAUCAAGAUCUUUUUUGGGGAGAAGUGUCGGGGCCAUUAAAUAGUCAUACCAGUAAUACGUAUUUUAUUCCAAUUUUAAUAUAAUCUUGUUUAAUUCAGUUCACAGCCAGACUAAACUCUGUCUACACUAAUAUGUAGCAGCCUCCUUGCAACAAAUUUAAUUUAGUUCCAGAUUUCUCAUUCACCUUAAUUUCAGUUUGUCCAGCUGUAGGAAAGGAUAUGAUGAAGAGUAAACUUUCAGUUGAGUUGGAUAUAGUAAGGGCUGUGGUGUAAUUUUAAAGCUUGUACAUUUGAAUUAUUUCUUCAUUUUCCUAAAAUUGAUUUCGCUCAAGUGUUUCUAUGAAGUUUCAUGUAUGUAGCUAAAUGAAUGAAAAUUAAGUUCUUUGUUAGGUGUUACUGGAGUGAUUAAUCCUAAUUAGUUCAUACUAAAUACAGUUUUUAAAAAACUUUACAAUCUUUCCACAGUUGCCAUGAGGAAAAUAUUACAAUAAAUGGAUGUUUUCCUUUGCAAAAAGCAAGGUUUAGCAUUUCUGUUGCACCUUCAGUGAUGAGGAACUGCAGCCAUUGGAAAACAUUAACUUUCUCAGUUCCAAAAUGUUUACAUUUUGAAAUUCUAGAGUUGUAUUUUGGCAAUACUCAUGCCUUUUGAAAAAUAUUGAUUACAUAUUUGUACCUUUUGAUUUCACAGAGGCAAUUUUAUUUUGUUAUGCUGUUUAAAGCUUUGUGGAUUGAUAUAUAUGCUAAUGUUUUCAGUUUCCUGGGAAUAAUACUUGUGUAGGAACUUUAGAGAAAGUAUUUUUGUAGAUACACAAAAGAUAUUCAUUGGUUUGCUAGUUUAUAACAUAGCAUUUAAUGAAUCCAACACACAUUUCUGUAAUCACAUACUCAACAAGUCACAAUUUGAUUUUGUACAUUGGGUAUUUAUUUAUCUCCUAGGUCUUCCAGGAUUUACACAUUUUCCUGGAAGAGGGAAAAGAAAUGUUUCAUCAUUUUACUGGCCAAUGAAGAGAGGCAGCUCUGAGAAUUAAAGCUGUGUGUUGUUCCACCACAGUGUUUUACACUUAGAAAAAGCUCCUUUUGAUUUACAUUGUCCUUUUUGUGCAAGUGUUGUUUUUACUGAUGGCACAAGAUUGAAGGAAAUGGGGCACUUUAGUUCAGACUAAAAAGCUUGGAAUGGUUCUGUUGGCCAAUGAUGUAGAAGUUUGUAAUUAUUGUAACUGGCUGCAGAGCAGGCAACAAUUCUGGUUCGUGGUUACUGGUUUCCUGGAUGAGAUUGAUAAUUGGCAUAAGUGAUGUCAAACAAAAUGCUAAGAUUAAAACAUCUAGGUAACAACUGUCAACUUGAAUCAUCAGUCAGUUAAAAGACCUCAAAUUAAGAAAGCAAGUGAGCCAGUCCAUCUUCCUUAGUCAGCCACAUGUUUUUUCUGAGAACUGACAUAACUGCUUUCCAUCACUUUUAUUUUAGAAAAAUGACUCCUGCUCUAUAGUUGGGUGUAGCUUUAUUCUUAUAAACUGGUUGCAAUCAUGAAGUAAGUGGCUGUUUAUUAUGGUCAGCAUCGAACAGUAAGUAUAAAGCUAUAUUUCUAUAUUGUAGCCUAUUACCAGAUACUGUUGUUCAAAAUUGGAGAUUGUUACCAUUGUCUGGUGAUGGUUGUUUUACAAUAUUGUCUGAUGCGAAGGUGUAGAAUUUUAAUGUAACAUCACAUUUUACAAAGAAACUGUAAUAACCUAGGCAUUUGUCAGAUUUCUACAGUCCCAAUCAGUGGGAUUAGAACUGAAUUACACAACAAAAAAUUGAAAACGGUUAAACAGAACAAUUCUCUGAUCAAAAUACCAGUGUUUUCCAUACGCAAAUAAUUCUGGGGUUGGGUAAAUGAGUAAUUUAUAUAUAUAUUGCAGACAUCUGUCAGAUUAGAUUGGUAGCAAAUUCAUUUGUUUUCUUAAACUGCUGGAAUCCAUUUUAACAUGUUCAGUUUAUGUUCAAAAUGUCUGUUAAAGUAAGUGUGGGAUAUACAAAUAUAUUUACUUACUGUUUACCUGUGAUGAUUUAUUUUUUUCUUAGUUUGACUCAUGUAACGUUAGUUUUCAGAUCUCCUUUUUGUAGACCAAAACCUUUGGGAAUGUUUCUCAAUGUGUUAUGUUCAAUGUGGCUAAUAUACUGUACACAUACCUCAUCAGAUUCUCAUCAUUCCACCAUCAAUUUCUCGGAGCAAGAAUUUCCAUAAUUUGAUGUUAAUUAUAGCAAUUGUGUAUAUUUUGAAAUUCGGGUAAAUGGGUUGUUGUUGUGUUGUAAAAAAAAUUGCACUGAGUGUCAUAUAAUCACUUCUUUUGAAUGUAAUUGUGAUCAAUGAAAAAUCUAUGGCAAGAACAUCUUCAUUUAAAUAAAACUGGGAAUUGUGAAA
Carcharodon carcharias (great white shark) is the source of this 6690-nucleotide messenger RNA. Its product is annotated as diacylglycerol kinase theta. Lineage: Eukaryota; Metazoa; Chordata; Chondrichthyes; Lamniformes; Lamnidae. Gene Ontology annotation, biological process: diacylglycerol metabolic process; intracellular signal transduction; lipid phosphorylation. The record is from RefSeq and is a predicted model, not a curated record. The transcript is spliced from 23 exons. Gene Ontology annotation, molecular function: ATP-dependent diacylglycerol kinase activity. Bases 14 to 2806 code for a protein of 930 amino acids.